Messenger RNA from Branchiostoma floridae (Florida lancelet), 2492 nucleotides. RefSeq lists its product as uncharacterized. Gene Ontology annotation, biological process: signal transduction. Bases 143 to 2233 code for a protein of 696 amino acids. Lineage: Eukaryota; Metazoa; Chordata; Leptocardii; Amphioxiformes; Branchiostomatidae. The record is from RefSeq and is a predicted model, not a curated record. The transcript is spliced from 7 exons.
AAACGUCCCUACGUGUAAAGAGAUUUGGCGAACAAUAGACGUGCAUACGUGAGGGCCCGGUGCUUAGGUUAAAGAGCUUACAAGUGCUCGCUCAUGACACAGGCACUAGGCGAAGUCACAACUGUUGUGGUAGAAAUUAACCAUGGGGCUAGUGUGCAGCACGGGGGGUGAGCUGCCCAUCUCAGGACCUGUGGUGGGAUGUCCCGUGUGUGACAAUAGACCGUCCGAACAGGCAACGUGGGCAGAGCAGUUUCAGGUGUCACAGGAGAGACUUCAGCACCUGGCCAGGUGGAACGAACAGGCUCCAUUCUUCAGCACGUUUGAAGGGUUGGUGGACUACUUGACGGGCCAGACCACUAGCGAUGUGGAGAGGUUCUGGGUCCUGUUCCACUGGAUUCAACUGGAAUGUCGUCGUCACGAGCAAACACACAAACCCCAGUCCGAGGACUCCCCAUGGGGGUUUCUGAGGGCGGUUCAGAACAGGACGAGAUCACACGCAGAGCUGUACAAGAAAUUGUGCAGGACUGCUCACUUGAAGUGUAAGAUUGUGAGCGGACUUUGCAAGUCCAUUGCGGACACGUCUGAAGAAGCAUCUGUGACUGGGGGUGCAUCCAAGUCAUCGUGGAACGAGGUAACCAUAAACGGAAGGCGCGGAUUGGUCGACUGCGGACUUGAACUAGACUUCGAGCAAAUUCGAAUUCCGCCAUUUUACUUUUUGUCCCAACCAACCCAUUUUGCCACUGCCCACUUUCCGGAUAACAAGUCUCAUCAGUUGCUAGAGGUCAACAUCACGUUGGAACAGUUCCAAGGUCACGUCAAUUGUUUCCCACACUUUUUUGGCCUUGAAAAAGAUGCGAUAGAGAACCAUUCAGGUGAUGUAAGUACAAAUGACGGCAUAGCUGUUCUAAAGCUCGGAACUACUAAGCCAGUUAAAUGCUGCCUACAAAGCUCGGACAGAAUCACAGUUCAAAGUAGAUUCGACCUCAGCAAACAUGUGAAACAGCUGAGGACUUCUGUAGAUGGCCAGGUGGCCAUUAUUGUCCGACCGCCAUUUCUCGGACGAUACAAAUUGAAGGUCUGGCUACAAGAUGAAAAGAGUGACACUUUGUUGCCAGUCUGUAGGUAUACUAUAGUGUGUGGAAAGGUAGCCAAGGACUGUUCGCCUUUUAAAAGUGACGCUGAGUCCCACCAGAGAACUUAUCAAAGGAAAAAGAAAAACCGCACCUCGACAAGUUCCCAAGAGCCGACAAAACCAACCCGACCGUCCUCAAUCACCUGGUCGGACGAGCCAGUGGCAUCGCCGGGGAAAAGUCGGUCUGCACGAAGAAGGCUACAGAAGGACAAAUAUUCUGACCAAGUUUCAUCAGAAGUUGCUCCCACUGAAAACAUGCCACCUGUUGAGGGAAAUGCAGACUACCCAAAAACGUACAAGGCAUGGACGCGGGAGUGUGUCCUGUACAGACCUAAAGCGAGGACGCUCUCCAAAGGCGCUUUAGUCAAAUUCAAACUUGCAGUACCACACAUCAACCGCUUGGCGGUGCUUUUGCCUUUCUCUGAGGAUGGUUACAAAAAAGUUCCGCUGAAGUCGAGAGACGGAGGUACCACGUGGAAGGGAAAGGCUAGGGUUCCUAACGGGGACGACGCAGAAAGACGAUAUGUGUUUGUAGUGGGGACGCCCAACGGCACAACUGAAGGACAAUACUUACUGGAGUACGAUAUAGGAGACAGGAACCCACCGGAAGGGGAAUCUAUGGAGGAUCACGACAACGAUCUGAAACUGCAUGACCUGAGAGAUUCCCGCCUCAAACCCCUCCCGGACGGUUUCACCUAUCACAUCAUGAUCAGCUACUCCUGGGCGCAGCAGGAAGUCAUCAUCAAGGUCAAAGAACAUCUCAACAAAGUCGGCUACAGGGUGUGGUUAGACAAGGACGAGAUGGGCGGGACCAUGCUGGAGUCCAUGGCCCGCGGAGUCAGGUCAUCUGCCAUCGUCAUCAUCGCCUUUUCUGAGGAUUACGUCAUCAGCGACAACUGCAAAAGAGAAGCCAACUUUGCCAGUGACCAGAAAAGGGAAAUCGUACCAUUGAAGAUGACGACGUACUAUCCUGACAACUGGUUAGGCAUGCUGAUUUCUGGAAAGUACUACGUCGACUUCUCUUCGCCUGGGCCUCUCGAUGAUAAACUGAAGGAACUGGAGUUCCAAAUUGAGAACAGGCUGAAGAAGCUGGCUCAAUGAACAGUGCUAAACUAUGACUUCAGCCCUCCUGCAAAAGUGCGCAAGAAAUAUUGUGACUUUCUUAAUGCCGUAGUCUUAGCCCUUCAAUGUGCUUUAACAGUUGAUACUGAACAAGUUCCAACCAACUCGUAUGUCCCGAAUUGAGGUCAUUGACCUCGCUCGCCAGGCAGAACAACUGUCUAUGGACUAUACCGCACUACUUUCAGGAUGGAGGUGUCCAACUUCAAAGCUGAAGUAAAUAAAAAUACUGCUUGGACCG